Messenger RNA from Ostrinia furnacalis (Asian corn borer), 331 nucleotides. RefSeq names its product phosphofurin acidic cluster sorting protein 1-like. The transcript has 3 exons. Lineage: Eukaryota; Metazoa; Arthropoda; Insecta; Lepidoptera; Crambidae. The record is from RefSeq and is a predicted model, not a curated record. Gene Ontology annotation, biological process: protein localization to plasma membrane. The annotation marks the transcript as partial.
CUAGAGCUAGAGCACGACCUGGCGCCGCCGCUGCUGGCGCGCGCCGAGCCGCUCGAGCUGCAGCUGGACUACUGGCUGGUGCCGGGUCGCGCGGCGGAGGGCGCGGACGGCAAGGUGACGAUCAAGGCGUCGUUCCGCGCGCUGCACGUGUCGCGGCAAAACGCUCACCUCUGCAUCACCUACCUUACCAAGGAGAAGAAGCAGAAGAUAAUGCGCCUUGGCAAGAAGAAGGAGAAGUCCGGAGAAACGGAGUCGGGCCGCGCGCAAGUGGUUGACGGCGUGGCGCGCCUCAUCUGCUCCGCCAAAGGCUCGCACAACGCGCCGCUCAAAG